AGCCGAGCCUAGCGGGGCUGAUCCGAGCCGAGCCUAGCGGGGCUGAGCCGAUCCGAGCCGAGCGGGGCUGAUCCGAGCCGAGCGGGGCUGAGCCGAGCCGAGCCUAGCGGGGCUGAUCCGAGCCUAGCGGGGCUGAUCCGAGCCGGGCCGAUCCGCGCCGCGCUGCGCGGGCAGCAGGAGGAAGGAGAAGAUCUUAUCAGAUCCAGGAUACAAGUGGAACAACCUGCUGCAACCUGGCCAUGUGCUGAUGAAAAGUUAUUCUGGGUUUUGUAGCAGCCCCAGACUUUUGUACAAGGGGCUGAUGGAAACUCAUCCCUGCACACUGCUGGGGAAGAGAGAAGACACUCAAGCAAAGGGCUACAUCUCAGUUCCUCAAGUUUUCCUCUCUCCUUGAUGGUCUUCCCUCCUGUGUCCUUGAACAGAGAGGCAGGUUUUGAAGUCAGCCUGGCCAGAGGAGCAGUUAUUCCUUCAGCUGAGAAAAACCAUUCCAUAUUGCCCACAACAGUGAUGAAAAGAGAAGCCCCUCUCAGAGACUGAACAUAUCUGUCAGGAAAAUACCAUUUACAGGACUUGUCAUGUCUCCCUUCCUGCGUAUUGGUCUGUCCAACUAUGACAGUGGCCCUUACCUGCCAUCCCAGGGGGAGGUGAUUAACCCCUACUGCGCCGUGAUGGUUAAAGAAGCCGUGGAGUCAGAGAAUGGCCAGGUGUAUGUGCAGAAGAAGCCCACCAUGUACCCACCCUGGAACAGCACUUUUGAUGCCCACAUCAACAAUGGCCGGGUCAUGCACAUUGUGGUCAAGGACAAAAGUGCUGAAAUGGUCUCAGAGACCACAGUGGAGCUCAAGGUGCUGGCAGAGAGGUGCAAAAAGAGCAAUGGGAAGACAGAGAUAUGGCUAGAACUGAAGCCUCAAGGGCGAAUGCUGAUGAAUGCAAGAUACUUCCUGGAAAUAAGUGAUGCAAAGGACCUGGCUGACUGUGAGGCUGAAGGCUUCUUCUCCUUGCACCAGCGCAGGGGAGCCAUCAAACAGGCCAAGAUCCACAAUGUCAAGUGUCACGAGUUCACAGCCACCUUCUUCCCACAGCCCACCUUCUGCUCCGUGUGCCACGAGUUUGUAUGGGGUCUGAAUAAACAAGGAUAUCAAUGCAGACAAUGUAACGCUGCCAUUCAUAAGAAGUGCAUUGAUAAAGUAAUAGCCAAGUGUACAGGAUCAGCAAUCAAUAGCAGAGAAACAAUGUUCCACAAGGAGAGGUUCAAGAUCGACAUGCCCCACCGCUUCAAAGUCUACAACUACAAGAGCCCCACCUUCUGUGAGCACUGUGGCACCCUCCUCUGGGGCCUGGCACGGCAGGGGCUGAAGUGUGAUGCCUGUGGCAUGAACGUCCACCACAAGUGCCAGACCAAAGUAGCAAAUCUUUGUGGAGUGAACCAGAAACUAAUGGCUGAAGCUCUGGCAAUGAUAGAGAGCACUCAGCAGGCUCGCUGCCAGCGUGACAGUGAACAGAUCUCCAGGGAUGGACCUCUGGAAAUCGGCUUCCCUGUUCCUGUGAAGGAUGUGACACCACUUCAGGCUUUGCCAGCAUCUACAACAGGAAAAAAAGAGCCACAAGGCAUCUCCUGGGAGACUCCAGUGGAGGGCACAGUGAAGGGAGAGCCUCUCAUAGAGUCAGACUUGGGAGAACAGUCCCAGGAACAGCAGGAGCACCAAGUGCAGUUAAAACUGACCAUUGAAGAUUUUGUCCUGCACAAGAUGCUGGGGAAGGGCAGUUUUGGCAAGGUGUUCCUGGCUGAGCUGAAGAGCACAGACCAGUACUUUGCUGUGAAAGCCCUGAAGAAGGAUGUGGUGCUGAUGGAUGAUGACGUUGAGUGUACGAUGGUGGAGAAGAGAGUCCUCUCCUUGGCUUGGGAGCACCCAUUCCUCACUCAUGUCUUCUGCACGUUCCAGACCAAGGAAAACCUCUUUUUUGUGAUGGAAUACCUCAAUGGAGGAGACCUCAUGUUCCAUAUCCAGAGCUGCCAUAAAUUUGACCUUCCCAGAGCAACGUUUUAUGCUGCUGAAAUAAUUUGUGGGCUCCAGUUCCUCCAUUCCAAGGGCAUAAUAUACAGAGACUUGAAGCUGGACAAUGUCCUCUUGGACAAUGAGGGGCACAUCAAGAUUGCUGACUUUGGGAUGUGCAAGGAGAACAUGUUUGGAGAUGCCAAGACCAGCACUUUCUGUGGGACUCCUGACUAUAUUGCCCCUGAGAUACUGCUGGGGCAGAAGUACAACACCUCAGUUGACUGGUGGUCCUUUGGUGUCCUCCUGUAUGAGAUGCUCAUUGGCCAGUCCCCUUUCCAUGGCCAAGAUGAAGAGGAGCUUUUCCAGUCCAUCCGUAUGGAUAACCCCUUCUACCCUCGCUGGCUGGACAAGGAUGCAAAGGACAUUUUGGUGAAGCUUUUUGUAAGAGAGCCUGAGAGGAGACUGGGAGCGAGAGGGAACAUCCGCCAGCACGCCUUUUUCCGGGAAAUCAACUGGGAAGCUUUAGAAGAGAGAAGGAUGGAGCCUCCCUUCAAACCAAGAGUGAAAUCUCCAAGUGACUGUAGCAACUUCGACAAGGAAUUCCUAAAUGAAAAACCCAGACUGUCCUGUGCUGACAGAGCACUGAUUAACAGCAUGGACCAAAAUAUGUUCAGCAACUUCUCUUUUGUGAACCCUAAAAUGGAGAAAAUAUUUUCCUGAGAUCUGCCUAACUGAAGGAAUUCUUUGUAAUGGUUUGAGUAGCACUUUGUCAACUGAAGACUGUGCAAGAACCCUCCAGAAAGAAAGGACCUCAGUGAAAGUUUGUACCAUGCCUGGAGGCUUCUGACUUAUUCUGACUUAUUCCAGUCCAUAGCAGAUGCCAGCCCACUCUUCAUUGAUGAUAAAGUUUCUUUGUGGUAUCUUUUGGUCUCUCUUCUGUCUCUUCCCAAUGUUCUUGAAGUUGAGAGCAUCUGAAAAUGAGGAGGUGCCAAAACCUGUUCCCCACUACUUGUACACAUAGCCAACAGAUUUCUCUGUAAGGAAAAAUAAGUAUAUUUGAGCUUCUGGUGAUGUCAGUUCCCCUUUCUGCAACUCUGACCCAGACCCAUCUUCUUCUGAAGGAAAAGUGGUUUGCUCAAAGCCCAAA
Molecule: messenger RNA, 3144 nt
Organism: Sturnus vulgaris (Common starling)
Lineage: Eukaryota; Metazoa; Chordata; Aves; Passeriformes; Sturnidae
Gene: PRKCQ
Product: protein kinase C theta
Biological process (GO): protein phosphorylation
Molecular function (GO): diacylglycerol-dependent serine/threonine kinase activity; ATP binding
Source: RefSeq, a predicted model, not a curated record